Messenger RNA from Hevea brasiliensis (rubber tree), 1092 nucleotides. RefSeq lists its product as uncharacterized. The record is from RefSeq and is a predicted model, not a curated record. The transcript has 5 exons. The coding region runs from base 1 to 1092 and encodes 363 amino acids. Lineage: Eukaryota; Viridiplantae; Streptophyta; Magnoliopsida; Malpighiales; Euphorbiaceae.
AUGACUGAUACAGUUAAAGAGCUAAAAGAAACUAUAAAAGAGACAAUGGAGUCUAAGACUGCAACUAUGUGUACUCUUUUGGGAGAUCGCCCAGAUAUGAAUGUUGUUCAGCGAAUGAUUUGGGAUGAUGAUGACGAUGAAGUUUGGCAGACAACCACAUAUGCAGUUGAUAUUAUAUGUAGCUAUUACUUGUCUUAUAUUCAUAAAGAACCUUGUAUGGAUUCAUUCCAUACAGGACUUCAUUCAGGAGAAACUGUCAGUAGGAACUUUCAUGAAGUAUUAAAAGCAAUGCUGUGCUUGUCAAUUGAUAUAAUAAAACCGGAUGCACUUAAUGCUCAGAAUAUUCUCCCUGAGAUACUGAAUGAUGACAGAUAUAUGCCUCAUUUCAAGGACUGCAUUGGAGCAAUUGAUGGAACUCAUGUGUCUGCUUGUGUUCAAGAAGAAAAUUUGAUUCGAUUUAUUGGUAGAAAAGGGGUGCCUACCCAGAAUAUUAUGGCUGCUUGUAGCUUUGAUAUGCAAUUUACAUUCGUAAUGGCAGGAUGGGAAGGUACAGCUCAUGAUGGACGCCUUUUCCAGUAUGCUAUCAAUAAACAAAAUUUAAACUUCCCCAAACCACUACCAGGAAAAUAUUAUGUAGUGGAUGCUGGAUAUCAACAGAUUGAAGGAUAUCUUGCACCUUAUAAAGGUACUAGAUAUCAUUUACCUGAUUUUCAACGUGGUGUAAGACCAAGGGGACUCAAAGAAAUUUUUAAUUGUUGGCAUUCAUCUCUAAGAUGUUGCAUUGAACGAACUUUUGGAGUUUGGAAGGCAAGAUGGAAGAUAUUACGAACAAUACCUCCUUAUUCAUUUUAUGUACAAAGAGAUAUGGUAGUUGUGUCCAUGGCAUUACAUAAUUACAUUCGAAGAAAAGCGUUGGCUGAUCCAGCAUUUGAGCGAUUAGAUAAAAGUCUAAAUUUUAUACCACCAGACAUAUUUCGUGAUGCAGAUGACAUUCAAGCGGAAAAAAGUAGUCAAGAAAGUGGAGCACUUCAAAUGAAUGCAUUACGUGAUCAAAUUGCUUGUAGUUUAAUGUUGGCAAACAAUGAUUAUUAA